Didymodactylos carnosus is the source of this 840-nucleotide messenger RNA. The record is from the annotation of a GenBank genome assembly. Lineage: Eukaryota; Metazoa; Rotifera; Eurotatoria; Philodinida; Philodinidae.
AUGCAAUGUUUUGCCAUUGAUUAUGAUGCCAAUUCCACUUCACAAUCGAACCACAAUAGUGACUUAGACAAUGAUGAUAAUGUCCCAGAAACUAAAACAAGAAAACCAAAAAUUGCAUUUCCAUUUGGUCGAUGGUGUAAAUCAUGCCGAUUCCAAAAAUGUAUAAAACAAGGAAUGUCUGUAGAUGCUGUUCGUAUGGGUCGAAUACCUAAAGUGUUGAAAGAAAAAGCUCUGAGAGAACAACAUCUUCGUGAAAAUGCAGACAAUAAUUUGCAACGAUCGGUGUCAGAUGAAAAUUCAGAAAAUUAUGAUCCAUCACUAAUGGAAGCUGAUCAAGAGAUAGCAUCCACCGUGAGCGAAGUACCAGCGAUUACGGUUGUUAAAACUACUUCUAAAGCUUCUCCAGUCGAAAAUUGGCAACUGAAUCAGUCGCUAUCAAACUCAUCAUCAUUCUUUCAUACACCAUCUCAAACACAUUCACCUGCUCCCGGACAUUAUUCAACUUCACCUAAAUUUCUCAAAUCAAAUUUCAAAAAUCGACACCAUUUCACUGACUCUUCUUAUGAAUCUUCACUAGAAAAAAGUCCUCAACUAAAAUCAAAUAUAUUCGAACGAGAUGAUUUAGCGUUCUUACCAGAAGAUUUCAGUAUGGACGAAACAAAUCCAAGGUCCGAUAUGAAUGCAUGGAUGAAUGAAGCUGACCAAGCUACCGUUAGACACUUGUCAACUGAUGCUUUGAAAAGAAUAAAAAGAAUCUCGAUGAAAAUAUUAAAAGUGAAUGUGUUUCAAGAACUCGACGAAGAAGAGUCAACGUUUGUGAGGUAUCAAACAAUGAUUUAG